This is a messenger RNA of Mandrillus leucophaeus (drill), 3480 nucleotides long. RefSeq names its product 5-azacytidine induced 2 (gene AZI2). Bases 948 to 1796 code for a protein of 282 amino acids. The transcript is spliced from 9 exons. The record is from RefSeq and is a predicted model, not a curated record. Lineage: Eukaryota; Metazoa; Chordata; Mammalia; Primates; Cercopithecidae. Gene Ontology annotation, cellular component: cytoplasm. Gene Ontology annotation, biological process: canonical NF-kappaB signal transduction.
GCUCACGGGACAUGUAGUACACCGCGCGCCACUCCUGCACUUCCCCAUCCCCCCACGACCGAACCUGGCUUCCCUAUGCCCUCCCAGCUCUCUCGGGCCUGACUUCCGGUUUCCUCGCGCGGCCCUGGCGCCGAGCCCGUGGACGGCGGCGGCCUCUUUUCCGGCUGAGAGCUGAGCCACACUUCGAGUACUUUCCCGCAGUGCUUCCUCUCCCACAGGCCCGUGCUGGUCCCGACGGCCGGCCUGGGUCUCGCGCGCGUAUUGCUGGGUAACGGGCCUUCUCCGCGUCGGCCCAGCCCCUCCAGCCUCGGCUUGUCCCUCCUUCCAGAACAUCCAGGGCUCCUGCCGAGUCAGAAGAAAUGGGACUCCCUCCGCGGCGCACCCGGUGCAACUCCCUUCGCUGUGGAAGCGGCGGUGUCUUCGAAGAAACCGGAAGCCCGUGGUGACCCCUGGCGACCCGGUUUGUUUUCGGUCCGUUUCCAAACACUAAGGAAUCGAAACUCGGCGGCCUUGGGGGCGGCCCUACGUAGCCUGGCUUCUGGGAACAUAACUCUCAGAGAAGUAAUGCUGAACCUAACAGCAAACGUAGAUGUUCAGAACAAGUCAGUUUUUCGUUAAACAAUGAAGAAGAUGAUAUCUGUAUUCUGAAUCAUGAAAAAGCCCAUAAGAGAGAUACAGUGACUCCAGUUUCAAUAUAUUCAGGAGAUGAAUCUGUUGCUUCCCAUUUUGCUCUUGUCACUGCAUAUGAAGACAUCAAAAAACGACUUAAGGAUUCAGAGAAAGAGAACUCUUUGUUAAAGAAGAGAAUAAGAUUUUUGGAAGAAAAGCUAAUAGCUCGAUUUGAUGAAGAAACAAGUUCCGUGGGACGAGAACAAGUAAAUAAGGCCUAUCAUGCAUAUCGAGAGGUUUGCAUUGAUAGAGAUAAUUUGAAGAGCAAACUGGACAAAAUGAAUAAAGACAACUCUGAAUCUUUGAAAGUAUUGAAUGAGCAGCUACAAUCUAAAGAAGUAGAACUCCUCCAGCUGAGGACAGAGGUGGAAACUCAGCAGGUGAUGAGGAAUUUAAAUCCACCUUCAUCAAACUGGGAGGUGGAAAAGUUGAGCUGUGACCUGAAGAUCCAUGGCUUGGAACAAGAGCUGGAACUAAUGAGAAAAGAAUGUAGCGAUCUCAAAAUAGAACUACAGAAAGCCAAACAGACGGAUCCAUAUCAGGAAGACAAUCUGAAGAGCAGAGAUCUCCAAAAAAUAAGCAUUUCAAGUGAUAAUAUGCAGCAUGCAUACUGGGAACUGAAGAGAGAAAUGUCUAAUUUACAUCUAGUGACUCAAGUACAAGCUGAACUACUAAGAAAACUGAAAACCUCAACUGCAAUCAAGAAAGCCUGUGCCCCUGUAGGAUGCAGUGAAGACCUCGGAAGAGACAGCACAAAACUGCACUUGAUGAAUUUUACUGCAACAUACACAAGACAUCCUCCUCUCUCACCAAAUGGCAAAGCUCUUUGUCAUACCGCAUCUUCCCCUUUACCAGGAGAUAUAAAGGUUUUAUCAGAGAAACCAGUCCUCCAGUCAUGGACAGACAAUGAGAGAUCCAUUUCUAAUGAUGGUACAUGCUUUCAGGAACACAGUUCUUAUGGCAGAAAUUCUCUUUCUCUGGAAGACAAUUCCUGGGUAUUUCCAAGUCCUCCUAAAUCAAGUGAGACGGCAUUUGGGGAAACUAAAAGUAAAACUUUACCUUUACCCAACCUUCCACCACUGCAUUACUUGGAUCAGCAUAAUCAGAACUGCCUUUAUAAGAAUUAAUUUGGAAGAGAUUCACGAUUUGACCAUGAGGACACUACCUCUUUCAGUGGUCCUCCCAAGAAAUUAUUUAACAAACUGAAAGGAGAUUUUGAUUAAAAUUUUGCAGAGUUCUUCAGUAACUAUAUUUGAACAUACUGUACAAUAUUUACAAAAACCAACAUAGUUGGUUUUCUAGUAUGAAACAGCACCCUCUAGCUCCAUAUUCUAAGAAUCCGAAAUACACUACUCUACUAAUUAAUAAGUAAACUUAAGGUGUUUUAAAAAGAGAACUCUGCCUUCGAUAAUUGUAAAAUUUUGCCUCUCAGAAGAAUGGAAUUGGAGAUUGUAGACGUGGUUUUACAGAGUGUGAAAUGUCUAAAUAUCUGUUCAUGAAAAUAAAAGGAAACCAUGUAUGUUGCUUCAGAUUGCAUAAUGGAACAAAUGGCAAUGUGAAUAGGUUACAUUUCUGUUGUUACAAUGCAUAAAGAUACUGAAAAUAUAAUGAAAUAAAAGCAUCUUAGGUUAUACCAUCUUUAUAUGCUAUUGUGUUUCAAUAUUUAAGAUUUAAAGUGAUUUUUUUAGUCACCAUGUUUUGUUGAUAAAAUUUUAGAAUGGAAGUUUGAAUUCUAAGACUUGAAAUAACCUGAUCAUUGAAGCCAACUUUGUCCCAGUAUAUUCCUUAAGUCCUAAUUGGGGGAAAAAAAAAAGUGAAAUAGUUGAAAACCUCUGUUAGGUGUAAACAAAUGAUUGUUAACCCUACACACCACUCAAUAAGUAGUAGAAAGAGCAUCACACAGAUUUCAGUCUAAUCUGCCCCUUCAGUGGGCCAUAAUAUAAACAUAAAUGUAUGUGUGUAAUUAUAAAAAGUCAUUUUCUUCAAAGGGACUACAACUGCUCGUGUAGAGCAGCUUCUAAAUUGUUAGACUUUGUAUUGAGAUGUAAUAUAUUUAUUGAGAAAGUGAUUUUAAAUUAGAAUUUUUAAUCAUAGAAAUCAAAGUUUGGGCUGUAUUGAUAUUGUCAAUCAUGAAAUGUCCACACACUCUUAUUCUAAGUGGCCAAUUACUUGUAAAUAAAGAAGGAAAUAACAAAGAUGGCUUCACAUGGAAAUUUAUCUAAAUUCUUUCAGGGUGGAGAUUUUCUUGGUUCAUACACCUUUUGCCUGAGUUAAAGUAUUUCAUGUAGGAGGACUUUAUCCUUUUUGAUAGACAGUUUCAUAUAUCUUGAACUCAAAAGAGUAUCUCAGAUCUCUUCUACUAUAUUACUGAAUAGCAUACAUACAUAGACAGUGUUCACCAUUCACCAGAUAUUUUUUUCUUUCUAUUAUCUUACACUUAUUCAAGCUUGUCUGUGAUUAAUGGAAUUGGUGUCAGAUGCUGGAAUUUAUUCUGACCAAUGAACAUACUGACUCAGGGGAGUACAAUCUCCUGCCAAGUAAUAGAACCAAACCCAAUAUGCAUAAAACAAAUACAAUACUCCAGGCUUUAGCUGAAGGAAGCAACUACCUGUGUAAUAACAAAGCAGCAAAAACUAUUUCUCAUGUGGCUGCAUAGGCUGUAUAUUGUAUCUGAUCUCUAAUGUAGCUUACUGGUUUACCUUUUUUAAAACCAAAAUUGGAAAUUUUCCUUUGUAAAGAAAAAAAGUCUUAUGAAAUAAUUGCUUGAAGAAAUUGUUUAAUUAAAAUAAAUUAUUUUUGUUUGAAAUUGAA